Molecule: messenger RNA, 2249 nt
Organism: Ogataea polymorpha
Lineage: Eukaryota; Fungi; Ascomycota; Pichiomycetes; Pichiales; Pichiaceae
Exons: 1
Coding region: 581-1579 (332 amino acids)
Cellular component (GO): nucleus
Molecular function (GO): cis-regulatory region sequence-specific DNA binding
Source: RefSeq, a predicted model, not a curated record
UAUGCCAGAGCAGACGACAGAAUCUCGUAAACGUCGGAAGACGCCCAAGACGGCGACUUUUCAUCCAUAUGCUAUUCCUGCAUCCUUGUCAUUGCAGGUGGUGAGCCACCCUCUGAAAAUACGUCCUGCUGGGAAUUUGCUGCUCGCCGGAAAGGAGACCGAAGAAAAGCUGCGCAUGUCGAUGGGCGAUUUUCACAGAUUCCCAGAGCAGGUGAUAAUGGAUAUUCUAGGAUUUCUAGACUCGGCAACUGACCUGGGCCAUGUGAUGUGUGUGUCCCGAUUUUUCUACGCCUUUACCAGCUCUGAUGAGCUAUGGAAGCAGAUAUAUCUUAAGGGCGAGAAGUUCGACCGCUGGCUGGGAAGCUGGAAAGAGAGCGUUCUCAGAUGCAGGCAGAGCGCCAUAGACUGCAGCAUCGUGCACUCAGACUUGCUAUUUGUUCCGUAUCAAAAUUCCCAGGUCGACUAUUCUCGGCUCUUCGAAAAUAUCAUAAUUGCAGAAAACCAGCGCAGACACCAGGUCCUGCCGGCCUCGGUCAAUAUUCCAUACGAUCUCUCCAUUCCGCGGCUUGACGAGGAUACCAUGACCCCAUCGCUCUUCUCCUCGCGUUUCCACGACCGCCCGUUCAUCCUCAAGUCCUCCGAUCCUGCUCGCUGGCCAGCGUGGACAAUAGACACCCUCACAGCCCGCUUUCCCGACACCGUUUUCCGCCAGGAGUGUGUGCAGUGGUCGCUAAAACUGUACGCCGAGUACUGCGCCAGCAACCAGGACGAAAGCCCGCUGUAUCUGUUUGACUGCAGCUCCGAGGCCAUGAAACAACUCAAGACAGAGUUUGUGCGUCCGGGCGUUUUUUCGGAGGACAUGUUUGACGUGUUCACGCGCCACGGCCACUCGUGCCGUCCCGACCACACGUGGCUGAUUGUGGGCCCGCACCGGUCGGGCUCGACGUUCCACAAGGACCCCAACAACACGUCUGCGUGGAACACGGUGCUGGACGGCUCGAAGCUGUGGAUCAUGCUCCCGCCCGAGGUGACUCCGCCGGGCGUGCACACCAACGAGGACGAGAGCGAGGUGACGUCUCCGCUGGGCCUUGCAGAGUGGGUGCUAUCCGGGUUUUUCAAUGACACUCUCAAGGUCACCAGAGCAGAGCAGCGUUGCGCCAUUGGCAUCACAUUUCCUGGAGAGUGUCUGCAUGUUCCUGCUGGCUGGUGGCACACGGUCAUCAACCUGGAGGACACAGUUGCCCUGACGGCGAAUUUUGUUCCCGAGUGCAAGCUGGAGGAGGUGGCACGGUUUUUCCGCAACAAGCAGGACCAGGUCUCGGGCUUCCAUCCGGCAACGGUGCUGGAGUUUGUGAGGCGGUGCGUUGCUGCGGGCGAGAUGGAUGCCCGGCUGCUCGAGAAAGUCGGCCAGGUCGAGUCGAACGACGAUAUCGGCGAGCUGGACGUGCAGCUGCCGAUCUACGAGAUAUUCGAGCGACUGCUGCAACUCAACGGAAAGCAGCUGAAACAGCACAAAAAUCUGUGGAAGUCGCUUACGCAGCAGAGCACAGGCUUUAAGUUCGCGAUGGACGUCGAAUAGAGCGCUUUUUAUGAUAAUCUAUAGGUUCUUGUCUAGGAGGGCCCGCACGUUUUCGUAGACCCCGAGGAAAAUAGCGCCCCCGGCGCUGAUCCACAUGGUUCGCGGGCCGAUGCCGCGGAGAAAGGCCGAGUAGCCCUCGUCGCGGGCAAUUUGCCGCGCCAGCUUCCACACACCCACCUUGCCGUGGCUCAGCAUGAGCCGUGUCUUGAGCAGGUCCAGCGGCGUGGUUGCUGCCGCAGCCACGCCUCCAGCCACAGACCCGCACACGGCUCCCCUGGCCGGCGAAAGCGCGCCGUCUGCGCCCCACAGCGUCUUGAGGUACUCGUAUAAGGGAAACUGGAUGAUUGUGAACGGGAUCUCGCGCAUGAUCGUGGUGCUCCACCCGCGGUAGAGGCCGUUGAGGACGCCCUCGCCAGAAACGUUUCCGAGGAUGUGGCGCAGUGCCUGUGCAGAGGUGCGGAACUGCAUCGACUGGGUCCGCUGUUUGAUCACCUCGGCGGGAACUCUCACCAUGCACGCGGCGACUUCUCCGCACGAAGCGGCAGCCAUGUGUGACAGGGCGGCGGGAGUGCCGUUGUUUAUGAGGCUGUGUUUGAGAGCGUCGUAGGUGACAAAAAACAGCGACGCGGAAGGAGCAGAGGCCACGACGGCCGACCCGAGGCCACGAUAA